AUGCCUCAAGUCCCCGAUCUUCAAACCCAAGACCAGCGCAACAAGGCGCAGUCUGUUGAAACGAACAAAUUAACAACGGUCCUCUCGAAGCGCAUCAACGACCUGCCCCGUGCCGGUCUUGAUAUACCUACGCACGACAAAGAUGCCUUUGAGGACGAGGCGGACGAGACGGUCAAAGGGCCCAAAAUUGCCCAGAUGCUUGAGACGUCAGGCAACACUCUUGCUCAUUGCAAGAGGAUAGUUGAUCGGCGAAAUCAAGUACACGAUCUUGUCAAACAGACCACCGAAUCUUUGGAAGAACGGGUCCAAAGCGCUCAACAAACCGCAUUGGCAAUGUCCGAUAGACCUCCACUCCCAAAGUCACGCUUGGAAGCACUGCUGCCCGUGCUGCAGUUUAUCCUCUCCCACGAAGAGGGCAGAAAGACGCUCAAAAGUCUAGCACCUGACUUGUCUGCUCAGUUGGGCGUUUCCACCCAGGAUGGCCAAGCCCUCAUUCGAGCCGAGAGAGUUAACGAGUUGACGGAGCUUCUACAAUCACGAGAUGAUGAUUUGCAAGUCGCGCGUGCGGAGCGGGACAAUGCUUUGGCUAAUGCAGAUAGGAUCAAGGCACAGCGGGAAGACUGGAAAACCGCGUACCAAGACCUUGUGGAGAGGCACGAGGAGAGAGCAAGCUUGAAAGCCCACAGAGCCGAGAAGAAACAAAGCGAUCUCGAUAUGACAAGGAUGAGGGAGCUGCUGGCCCGGAAAGAAGAGGAGAUUCGAUCCAAGACCGAGUCGAUGGAUCUUGGCGAAAUCGAGCUCAACUUACUGAGGACACAAGUCGAUACCGCCAAUAAGAAGCUGGAAGAAGCCAAACAAGAGGCCGAGGCAGCAGCUGCCGAAACCACGACGUUAAGAGAAGAACUCGUCAAAACUAUGCGAGGGUCCAAACACCUCGAAGAUGUUUCCAAAAAGCUCGUAGCCUCCGAGAACCAGUUGACCGAAAGGCUCAACCAACAUGAAACACGAACCAAGGCGCUAUUGGAGGCUACUAUAAAUUCGUCGGUGAGCAAGGAUGACUUGUUGUCCUUUCUGACAAUUCUAGACGAUUCUUUGGUACCUCCCACCACGGCGGAUGAGCCUAGUACAUGGGAUAUUCAGGCUUGGAACUUUCCAGGACCCGAACAGAUAGUUGUUCCUACCAGUGCCGAUGGUAUCCUCAUAUGCCUUUACACGAUGCACCCGGUCAUCCCUUAUCCUGUUCUCGUUGCCCACCUGUCGCAACUUGCGCGCCUUUUGGCGACGGCCGAUGGGUUAGUGGCAUCGCCGCCCUCGCACUUUUUCCAAGUGGCAAACGUCGCCAACCAACGCUGGGGUGGUUUUGGGUUGGACGUUUCUUUGCUUCCAGCUGAACUGGCCCCUGUAUGGGAAGCUUUGGAGAAAAGCGAUCUCACCAUCGCCGCUCAAGGAGAUUUCCGCAUUUAUGGAGACGUCCUAAGAUGCAAGACGAUAGGGCACUUUGGAUCGACCAAUGCGACCGCCUGGUAA
This is a messenger RNA of Pyricularia grisea, 1527 nucleotides long. RefSeq lists its product as uncharacterized. The coding region runs from base 1 to 1527 and encodes 508 amino acids. NCBI's taxonomy places the organism in Eukaryota, Fungi, Ascomycota, Sordariomycetes, Magnaporthales, Pyriculariaceae. The transcript has 4 exons. The record is from RefSeq and is a predicted model, not a curated record.